AUGACAUCUUUCUUUCCACUAUUCGGAUUCUGCUUGCUGUUCAGCCUCUCCGAGUGUAAACUCAAUGAAGUGCGGCCACAUCGCGACGUGCUGAGGGAGUUUUUGAUCGCUCAACCAACGCCCGAGAGUCAAGAGUUGGCAAAGGCGGUUUGCAAAGUAGAGUGUCUCAGGGAUUGCCUCAAUACUUUACAGGCCAAAACAAAUAAGGACAAUAUGGCCAAAGCAGUCCUUGAAGAGCUUAGAAAAACGCCUGUCAAUGUGCAGUCGGAGUGCCGUCGUCUUUCACCAGCUUACCUCUUUUACAACGAGUGUGAACGAGCCUGCGACACCGACUUGGCUUAUAAGGAGUGUGCAAAGGGAUGCGCGUCUGGGGAACUUCAGGAAGGCUGGGCCUGUCACAUAGGGUGUAGAAAGCUGGACACAGCGAUGAAACAUCGCUUCGGCGACUGUCCAUCCACUGGUGCGUUGGAACCUAAGGAGGGGAGUGAGCACUGGCUGUCUCUACGUGACGCGGGUGCCUCUGCGCCUCCCUGUAUCUUGGAUUUGGACUGCCCGGGGAACAAAAAAUGCUGCUCCAGGAUCUGCAUGGUACCCACUUUUGGCGAUGUCAUCGAAGUGGGUACUUACCUCUCUAAAAGGGAGCAGCCGCACUCUUUAGACAUACCAGAGCUUGUCCAACCUCCACAAAUCACGGAGGGGAACAGGCCGCGAUCAUUCGAACUGACCUGGAAUGUUGCUGGUGAAAACAAACCCUCGUUUGCGGAGCCAGUCAUCUACGUUUUGCAAGUACGAACGUAUUUUGGUCCAGAGUUUGAUCCAAUGGCUGCUAACGCCUGGAAGACUCUCACCAUGACAACCAUCCCGGGAGCUCGGCUGAGUGAACCAGAUGUAGGUUGGUGGUACCAGUAUCGAAUUGCAGCCGUGAAUCGUUUUGGAUCGAGGGGAUUUGGUGAUUCAACUACACCACCAGUUCACCUGACCAGUCAACUCCCACAGGCGGCAUCGGCGCCCCGACAACUCGUGGAUGGCGUAUGGCGGUUCCAGGCAGACGGGGGAGUGCAUGUCCGCAUUGAGUGGAAAGCCCCGACAACUGCUGUCAUCCCAGUCACAGAAUAUCGGAUAUCUUGGGCACCCGAGGAUUCUUCGUCAGAUAAACGCGCAGUGUUUGAGGAUAAAAUGUCAACAUUCCUCCACAUCGUGCCUGCUAGUCAGACGCACUAUCUCCUUCGCAAUCUCAAGGCAAACAUGUCCUACCACAUUCAAGUACAGGCAAUUUCCUCGUGGGGAUCAAAGACUUUUACCUCUGCGCCAGCGUCACAUUUCAUCAUAACUCCUGAACUGCCAAAACGGGAGCCUUACUAUCAACACCAAAGCUAUCCUGGGCAUGGUGUUAGCAAUCUUGGUUACGGUGGUACCCAAGUGCCCUGCAGCUGUGAUAAUGUCAGGGAGCGAGGUGGUGCCAGUAAACUUCAAAUAUCAUCAAACUUUCGCCCUUUGCGUUUUCCGCAAUCUCCUGGUGGUUUUCUUACGGUUCGAUUUGCCAACGAUCCCGGUGUUUCGGAUGGCCAGUUUCUGAAGACUAUACUUACGGUCAAUGAGUUCGCAGAGAGUUACAAUGCUCAAUUUUCUGAAGGAGAAAAUCUCUCACCGAAACUUCUCACAAUUCAGUGGAAGCAGCAGGCUUGCAUAGAAACCGGCGAGCAGAUAUCAAAAACAUUCAUGCCCCUCAAACCGCUGGAUGAAUUUGGUUCGGGGUCUGCGGGGAGUGAAUACAGCCGGUUCCUGAUGCUAGAACCAGUGGAGCAUGGAGAGGAAGUCGGUUUAUUACCAGAGGGUCAGUUAACUCGAACCGGACGAGUGGAAAUAUCAUCGCUACAGCUUAACUGCCACUACGCAAUAUUCGUGGCACCAAACAAACGCAAAUCAAAUGGUGCUACUCUGCAACAGCACACGGAUCAGCCUCCAAUUCACAUCGGAUGCUUAUGCACUCCAGCCUGCUUUGAUGAUCAGUCAAUACCAUGGGCUUCUCAUUUCAGCUGUUCCACCAAAGAAUCGGACGCCUUACUCCCUCCAACCAAUCUGCGCUCUCAGUUAGUCUCCGACACCUCCUUCAUUUACAACAUGUCUUGGCGGCCGCCCACAACUAUGCGGCAUCUGCGAAGCCCUCGACCCGACAUUGGCCCUGAGCUCAAUCUAUCCGAAAUUUUCUACAGGUGGGUCAAGCGAUCUGCGGUCGGAAGUUUAAAACCGCGCAUGCUGAUCACGCGCCACUUUAAUCCAUGGUGA
Messenger RNA from Echinococcus granulosus, 2286 nucleotides. RefSeq names its product Anosmin-1. Lineage: Eukaryota; Metazoa; Platyhelminthes; Cestoda; Cyclophyllidea; Taeniidae. The transcript has 12 exons. Gene Ontology annotation, cellular component: extracellular region. Gene Ontology annotation, molecular function: peptidase inhibitor activity; protein binding. Bases 1 to 2286 code for a protein of 761 amino acids. The record is from RefSeq and is a predicted model, not a curated record.